AUGAACCCUACCAGCACAAGACACCCCUCAGAAAAGUCAUCUGCGACUGAAACCUCCGCUCGCCGUGCCUCGUCCUCGACCCGUCGCAAGCCCACCUCCACCACCUUCUCCCUCGCACCCAUGACUACAACCACCGUCGUCACCACCACUACAACAACAUCAACAGAAUACCCGCCACUCUACUUCAAGCCUCCCCCAAUACCCGCCAACCUCGACCCAAAGAUCUUUCCUCUCGCUGAUACCCCCACCCCGCCCGCCUUGAAAAAGUUUUGCUUUGAUCUCAAUGGACAGCCAACCUUUUUAAGGGAGAGCCAGGAGAACGAACACAGCAUGGGCCAGCUGGAGGAUGCCUUAUUCAACCUCAGUGCGUCGGCGCACCAACGAGCACUCAAAUCGGCUUCAGAGCACAGCAGCUCCCACCCAGCAGUCAACAGCAACGCACACAAUUCGAGCCAGCGACUGGAACUGCAUGGACAGGACGAUUUUUCAAUGACAAAGGAGACGGUGCGCGGGAACGGACACGACCAAUCGACCAUGACGACUAUCACUCGCAAGUCUGUGGAACAUCCUCGGCGUGGACUCGCUGUUCCGAACUGGCGCUCUCGCGAGGGGUGCCGUGCCAAGAAACGCCCAGCCUCACCCAUCACCCCCGGCGGCUCAGUAGAUGUAUCAAUGCCCCAGCCUCUGUUGGGCGCCACUGCCCCAUCAAACCUGAUCUCGCCAUCAUCAUCCUCCAACCCUAUGUCCAAGGAUGAGGCUGCUGAUGCCUACUUCUUGGACAGGACUUCACCCCCGCACAAGAAGUCCAAGCGACCAUGGACAAACUCCCCUCUUCACACCCAAACUACUGGAGCACCAGCAACAGCGUCUGCCUCAGAAACAUCGUCUGCCAGUCAAACUGGCCGGAAAUUAGCAGCUUCUGUUUCAGCUCCGUCCUUUGCCGAUUUCGCAACUCCCGCCGCUCCUAGCCGCUCUAGGAUCUCCGAGCGUGCGAGGGAACUCUCUGCUCACGUUGCAGAUCUUAGGGGAGCCAUUGACCCUCUCGGUCUUCCCUCACCGUCGCUCUCUCCUACGGCGCUGACCCAGGUCUCAUCUGCCGGCUCGAGCUCCGAUGGUAUCCUGACCAGAAGACGUCACAAGACUGUCCCAACCACGUUUGAUCAUGAAGAUGCACACCAGGAGGGGGAGGGUGAAGAUGAAGAGAUCUAUACCGAGGACGAUGAGGAAAUCGAUGGAGAGAUGGAUAUCGAACGAUCUCUGCAACAGGCCGGUGUCGGGCAAACUUCAACCUUGCUGGAUCUGCCUGCUAUGAUUGCGACCUUUGACGCCCUUCCCUCGAGUCUGCAGUCGUACAUGCUUUUCCACUUUCUUCGUCGCAGCCCUGCGCCCACUCUUCAGUUUGUGAGCUCCAUCAUCCUGGCAACCAUGAAGCAAGACUUUUUAUCGCUCUUGCCCAUCGAACUGAGCCGCAACAUUCUCCGCUUCUUGGACGGUCGCAGUCUUUGCAAGGCAGCCCAGGUUAGCAAGCAGUGGCGUGUUGUUGUCGAUUCUGACGCCCAUAUCUGGAUGCACCAGUUCCAGAGAGAGGGAUUCGUCUUAGAGGAACGUGAGGAGGAAGACGCGUUUACCCAGAAGCUCGGUAUCGAUGGUCAUUACGGAGUCCGCCCCAACUAUCAGGAAAGGAAGCUGCAGGCCAAGAAGAGGAUGAUCAAAGGCAAGGGUCGUCUGAACCACGCAAUUGUUCGCCCCACAGAUUUGCCAGAGUCGCCUCUUUACCCAAACGACGUGACAAUGGACGAGGUAGAUCAAUCUGCUGGACAGCACGAUGCGGCCAACAAGGUUCGUGGUUGGGACAGCGACACUGCAGAGGAGGAUAUUGAUAUCAAACAGGAGGAUGAGGAGGCAUUUAUGACGCCUGAUGCAGCACCGCCAUCCCCAACCACCAGUCUUACAGGACGAUUCAACGAUGUAGAUUCGGAGGAUGAGACCAUGGAUCAGGACCUCAUUGAGGAACCCUUUGGUCCUAUGACACCUUCAACUGGUCAUCCCUUCAAGGCGCUGUUCCGUCGUCACUGGAUCACUCGCCAGAACUGGACCAAGGGCAGGGCCAAGCACAUCCAGUUUAGAGGACACAGUGACCGUGUCGUCACCUGUCUACAGUUUGAUUCAGAGAAGAUCAUCUCUGGUUAUGAUGAUCAGUCGAUCCAUGUCUACGACACUGUAACCGGAAACCGCCUCAAGAAGUUGGACGGUCACGAGGGAGGUGUUUGGGCUUUACAAUACCGCGGCAACACGCUCGUCUCUGGAGCGACCGACAGGACUGUUCGCGUCUGGGACAUCGAGAAGGGCAUCUGCACGCAUGUCUUCCGUGGCCACACUUCGACUGUCCGAUGCCUGCAGAUUGUUAUGCCCGUGAACGUCAACAAGGACCCCCAUGGCGUUCCCAAGUACGAGCCUGAGUUCCCUGUGAUCGUAACGGGGUCGCGCGACUCGACCUUGUUGGUUUGGCGCCUUCCUGACCCUGAGUUGAACGGUCACAUGUCGCCCACUGAUAGUAGGUGGCUCCUGCAUACCUUGAGUGGACACGUCCAGUCGGUGCGUGCUCUGGCAGCAGAGGGCAGUACCCUUGUGUCGGGUUCAUACGACUGCACGGUCCGCGUUUGGAACAUUGUAACGGGAACAUUGGUCCACCGUCUCCAGGGUCAUGCUCAAAAGGUGUACUCUGUUGUCCUGGACAAGGAGCGUAACCAGUGCAUGAGUGGAAGCAUGGACUCGUAUGUCCGUAUUUGGUCUUUGGAGGAUGGAUCUUGCCUGCAUGUUCUCGAAGGCCACGCGGCAUUGGUCGGCUUGCUGGGACUGAAUGCCAAUCAUUUGGUGUCUGCUGCAGCUGAUUGCACGGUCAGGAUCUGGGACCCAGCCCGUGGUGUCUGUCUGAGGGUUCUUGCAGCGCAUUCAGCUGCGAUUACUUGCUUCCAGCACGAUGGCACCAAGGUCAUUUCUGGGUCGGAUGGAAACUUGAAGAUGUGGGAUUUCAACACUGGCAAAUUUGUCCGCAACCUGUUGACGGGACUGGGAAGUGUCUGGCAGGUCAAGUUUGACGAACGUCGAUGUGUCGCUGCCGUCCAACGUGCUGCCGCCAAUGGCGCCAACGUCCCCAACGGCCUCACCUACUUUGAGGUACUGGAUUAUGGAGUGUACGGAAUUGAGGAACCGUUUGAGAAUGCCCCAGCUCUGCCGGUGGAUGAUGUCGCUGGAGGAGUAGGAGUACCGGCAGGUGGGGCUGGCGCUGCAGCGGCGGCCGCAGGUGCUGGGGCUGGUGGUGCAGCUGCUGGAGCUGGUGUUGCAGGCGCUGGACUUCCUGCAAUUGCUGGCCCCCCUGGUCAAGCUGCUGCAUAA
Linnemannia hyalina is the source of this 3396-nucleotide messenger RNA. The record is from the annotation of a GenBank genome assembly. Lineage: Eukaryota; Fungi; Mortierellomycota; Mortierellomycetes; Mortierellales; Mortierellaceae.